Messenger RNA from Durusdinium trenchii, 1471 nucleotides. NCBI's taxonomy places the organism in Eukaryota, Dinophyceae, Suessiales, Symbiodiniaceae. The record is from the annotation of a GenBank genome assembly.
GGGAGAUGAAACAUUUAGGAAGUUGCAGUUGCAGAAUGCAAUCAAUGUAGAUCCAGCCAAUAGCAAGAGCCUUCAACCGAUUGCAGUUUCCAACACACAGAUUUUCAGCGGAGAGGAGUCGAGUCUCCGGAUUUUCUUCCUGCAAGAUCCACUGUGGUGUUGGUGAACCACCUUGCAGACAACCCCAUGAAGAUGAAAGAGGGCCCAAUCUGUGGUGGAGAGAAGACAUGAUUUGUCUCUUCAAAGUGACCCUUUGUCAGCAUCCUCUGUGGUUUUCUGAGAGCGAACCACCGAGGUCGUUCUGGAGUGACCAUGCGACAAACCAUUUGGUGCCACCAAGUGGUGGCCGUUAUGGACGGAGUGGAUAACCUCUAUGAGAUGACCUGUACAGCACUCACCUUGUCGAAUGGAUGAUAAGAUGACAAGGUCAGCACAACUACCUGAUCCUCUUGACUUGAUCGCAUGUUUCUCUGUCUCUGUCCCCCAUGAUCUGCAUCUCUCUUACACAUGAAACCGGCACAUCCGAAAAAUGAACGACAUCUUGGACACCGCUGCGACGUCUGGUCCCAGGGAGCAGGCCGACCUUCGUUUCGCGCGUGCGACGGUGUCGCCGGCGGCAAUGGCCCCACGUCGCAGCGGGUCGCAAGCGCUCCCGGGAGAGCUCGUCUUCCAUCCCUGCGUGCCGGAGCACAUGGAGUGCUCCACACAGGUGGAGCUGAGUGAGUCUGAGGUCGAGGAUGAGGAUCCCGAGCCGAAGUCCACCGGAUCAAAGGUGAAGAGGGACAUCAAGAGACAAGUUCAAGCGCAGAUCUUGCAGACCUUCCUGAAGAAGCACAAGUUCAAGCAAGAUGUCAACCAGCGAAAACGCAGUUCGGGCGGCUGCCUCCUCUUCAGACCUUCUGAGGAAUUCUGCCCGAUCCACCUGGCAGCCAAGACUGGAGACCUGUCUGUACUCCGCGUGCUCCUGCGGGCGGGCGCAGAUCUCCAUGCGCGGAGCUCUCGCGGCCGCACCGCCUUGGAUCUGGCGCGCGAGGCGGACGUGUGCGGUUCCCACGCUCAGGCGGUUCCGGGGGGCCGCGGGGCCGGGCCUGGUUUUCUGCUCAAAAACGACGAUUUAGAGAGAAGAUGAAGCCUUAUCCCAAAACAUGAUCUGUUUUUUUUUCCGCAUAGGUGUGGGAUUUUCCCAGAUUCUAUCUAACACGGGAUUGACUCCCAAGACUUGAUGGUGCUGGGACGUCUGAGAAAGCAGACGUCCUGUUUUUGUCCUGCUGUCCAUUCCGAUGCACCGCUCGCUUCCAAGUAUCGAGCCUUGGGGACGUUCAAAUCACCACGUAUUUACGAAAUCCGAACAAUCCAAUGGUGGUUUUCUCAUGUGUUUUUUUGUUUAGCUAACACCUACAGUAAAAGAGUUUGCAAGCAAAUAGCUCAAUCCUACCCAGCUGCCCUUCUUCACGUUUGAUCCACAUCAUUG